This is a messenger RNA of Metarhizium acridum CQMa 102, 444 nucleotides long. RefSeq lists its product as uncharacterized. NCBI's taxonomy places the organism in Eukaryota, Fungi, Ascomycota, Sordariomycetes, Hypocreales, Clavicipitaceae. The record is from RefSeq and is a predicted model, not a curated record. Gene Ontology annotation, molecular function: RNA binding; RNA nuclease activity.
AUGAGACUUUCAUUCACCUUUUUCCUAUCACUUAUCGCCUUGGCCGUGUGCGAUGACUUCACCUGCGGUGACACCCUAUACGGCCCUAGAAAGCUCAACCCGACGAUCACGAAAGCAUGCGAUUUGUUGAAGGAAGGCAGCUCGGUUGGAAGAAAUCAUUAUCCGCACGUGUACAAGAACUUUGAGAAGAUUCAUCUCACCGGCAGCGCUCCUUACUACGAAUUCCCCCUUCUCCCAGUCGGUGUAUACGAUGGCGAUGGUUCUCCUGGACCCGAUCGAGUCAUUAUUACCCAGGAUUGCAAGCAAGCAGGUGUCAUUACUCACCACGGCGCGGCCAAUAAAAAUAGUUUUGUCCCUUGCUCGCCUGCUUCUGUUGUUUCCUUGAACAGCCAGUCUGUCUUUGCUCUCUGUUUCGCGAUGAUGCUUCACGCAGUCUUUGCCUAA